AUGAGUGACCUUGACGAUUUACUUAAUUCUCUUAAUGACACACCUGCAACUAAUCAACAAAAUACUCAACAAGAUGAACUUGAUGAUGUACUUAAUGCAUUAAAUGAUAUGGUUGAGAAGAAAGAUACAAAUAAACAAAAGAAGGAAGAUGACUUAGAUGAUUUAUUAGAUUCCCUUGACGCUAAACCAAAGGAAGAAACAAAACCAAAAAAAGCAGAUGACUUAGAUGAUUUAUUAAAUAGUUUAGAUGAUAAACCAAAACCUACUUCAUCUCAAUCUUCUACUAAAGUUACUACUGAAUCUACUCCUAAAAAAGAUGACUUAGAUGAUUUAUUAGAUGGUUUAGAAGAUAAACCAAAAUCUACUCCACAACCAGCACCAAAGAAAGACGAUUUAGACGAUUUAUUAGAUGUUAACAAUAAACCAGCACCAAAGAAAGAUGACUUAGAUGAUUUAUUAGAUGGUUUAGAAGAUAAACCAAAACCUGCUGCUAAACCAAAGACUGCACCAAAAGAUGAUUUAGAUGAUUUAUUAGAUGGUAUUGACUCUACAGCACCAAAAAGACAGUCCAAUGCACCAGUCCCAAUUACAGCCGUUAUAAACGAAGAUCCAAAUAUUUGUGCUGAAUGUGGACAACCACUAGGACCACAAAGAAUUACAGCACUUGGAAGGAGUUAUCAUCCAGAUCAUUUUGUUUGUAAGAAUUGUAAAAAGCCAUUAGGAACUAAUCCAUUCCAUAAUGUUGAAAAUUCACCAUAUUGUAAAGAUUGUUUCAUUGCUAAAUUCGCUAAGAUGUGUGCACGAUGUGGUAAACCUAUUACUACUAAUUGUGUUAGUGCAUUAGGAAAAACAUAUCAUUCUGAAUGUUUUGUUUGUACUAAAUGUAGUAAACCUUUCCCAACUCCUUCAUUCUUCCAAAAAGAUGGUAAUCCAUAUUGUGAAGAAUGUUAUAAAGAAGAAUGCGCAGCUAAAUGUUCUAAUUGUGGUAAACCAAUUAUUGGACCAUCUCUAAGUGCUCUUGGAAAGAAAUAUCAUCCAGAGUGUUUUGUUUGUUCAGUUUGUAAAGCACCAUUCCCAAGAGGACAAUUUUAUAACCUUGAUGGUAAACCUGUUUGUGCUGAACAUUAUUCUAAUCAUGCAUCUACAAAUAUUUGUGGAAGAUGUGGUAAACCAAUUGCACCAGGUGUGAGUUUUAUUUCUGCUAUGGGUCAAAAAUUCCAUCCAGAACACUUUGUUUGUUCAUUUUGUGUCAAUCCUCUUACUGAAUCCUCCUUUAAAGAAAAUAAUGGAAAGCCAUAUUGCUUCACUUGCUAUGGUAAACUUUUUGGUUAA
Entamoeba nuttalli P19 is the source of this 1332-nucleotide messenger RNA. Its product is annotated as LIM domain containing protein. The coding region runs from base 1 to 1332 and encodes 443 amino acids. Gene Ontology annotation, biological process: muscle structure development; actin cytoskeleton organization. Gene Ontology annotation, cellular component: filamentous actin; Z disc; stress fiber. The transcript has 2 exons. The record is from RefSeq and is a predicted model, not a curated record. Gene Ontology annotation, molecular function: muscle alpha-actinin binding; actin binding. Lineage: Eukaryota; Evosea; Mastigamoebida; Endamoebidae.